Messenger RNA from Exophiala aquamarina CBS 119918, 1587 nucleotides. RefSeq lists its product as uncharacterized. Gene Ontology annotation, cellular component: nuclear chromosome. The record is from RefSeq and is a predicted model, not a curated record. The transcript has 3 exons. Gene Ontology annotation, biological process: meiotic cell cycle; positive regulation of transcription by RNA polymerase II. Lineage: Eukaryota; Fungi; Ascomycota; Eurotiomycetes; Chaetothyriales; Herpotrichiellaceae. The coding region runs from base 1 to 1587 and encodes 528 amino acids. Gene Ontology annotation, molecular function: DNA binding; DNA-binding transcription factor activity.
AUGGCGGUCUCAGCAUUCCUCGACGAUGACAAUCUUUGCAAUCUCCUGGAUCGCAACGUCAGUCCCGCUCAGUAUGAGAACAUUUUCGACAACUGUAGUAACAUCCCAAUAUCGAAUUUUGAAGAUGAUUACUCACUGUUCUUUAAUGACUUGAAUGACUCCAUCUUUGGCUAUCAGGAACCAGGUCUCGGGCUUCGACAAGGAACGACCCCACUGGCAAAUGGGACGCACGCUGCCCGUGGAGAAAAUCAUGAACAGCAGCCUGCUAUUUCGAAUCCGAUACAGGAUCCAACCUCACAUAUCGAACCUAUACUCGCAUUUCAAAAUUGCUUGAGAAACGAUGGUGAGGACCCGAAAGCCCGAGUUGAUCCCAAUCGCCUGAGGAUCGAGGCUCAGAUUGGCGGUCGCAUCAAGAUACCGGAACAGACCCCUGGUCCAGCUGCCUCUGAAGUAGGCGAACUCACAUUCUACCGAAGGAAUCUGUUCAAAGUCAGUGCCAGACUCUAUCUUCCUCAAGAAGGAGUGUCAACUCUUCUUCAGCAGGGAGUUUUCAGGCUAGUGGCCAGGUUGGAUGCGAUUGAAAGCAUAGAAGGGGAGACUGUAAAACUCAUCAAGUUGCCGAUCAAAAAUGACGUGCCAGCUGAAGAGUCAACAUCCGCCAAGGUGGAACCAGUGCAACCUGUGCUGCUAGAUCACCGAGCAGCAGAUUCAACGGGCCAAGCGAGUCUUGCUAUGUGCUGGGAUCGACUUCAGUUCCGACGGGCAACUACCAAGACUCGAGGAAGUGUCGCACAACGGUAUCAACUACGAGUAACGAUUCUCGCAACCACCAUCAGCGAUCAAUCUGAGAAGACACUCGCCCAAGUAGCAAGCAAACCCAUAGUGGUGCGGGGACGAAGCCCAAAGAAUUACCCUGACCAGGCCAAGGGUCAAGACUUCUCGGUCAAAAUUGCGAAAACUGACCGCUCUGCAUCAGUACGCCGAGAAUCCGUUACACAUACGGUUUCACCGGAAUUUCAGGGGGGUGUGAUUGAGCCGGCGGCCAUCCUGACGGCCACAGGAGGCCGGCCAGAUACGCAAUUUUCAAGCAGGAGGCCGACAGAAGAAUUACAGCUCAAAGCAGCGGCCGACCAACGACGAAACAUGACGGCCGGAAAUAUCGAGACUACAGAUUUGGAUUUAUACUCUGACGGGAGUGAGGGUUCGAGCCCACCCGAGAUACCGUCCGCCACCUUUGCGCCUCGCAAUAUCUUGCCACCGAAUGGGGAUGCACGUAUCCCAUUACUGGGCCACAAAUCAACAAUUGCACAGGAUUGGUUGAAGCCACGAAAGGCUGAACCGCCUCCCGGAGCAAUUCUCCUCCCUUCACUUCGCAGACAGUCAUCCAAAGCUACCGCCCACGACUCGGCACCUCCUGCCGCUGUUGACACAGACGUCGAUUCGUAUGAGUAUAUCCCGCUGUCUAUCAAUGAUUGGUCUGCUCCAGUAGACCCUGUGUAUAGACCGCAUGGGGUGCACCAUAAGGCAGUCAAGGAUCAGUAUGGCCGAUCGGCUGCCAAGAAGCGAUACUUUAUCGACGUCAAGUAG